AGAGGAGGAGGAGGAUGAAGCGGAGGACGAUGGCGGCGGCGGAGGCGAGGCGGGCAUCGCGGCUGCCGGGCGGGAGCUGACCCCGGGGGGGGAGCCCGGCCAUGGCCUUCCUGGGGGGGCCCCGGCUCCUGGACUGGGCCAGCUCCCCCCCUCACCUCCAGUUCAACCGCUUCGUCCUGACCGGGUACCGGCCCAUCAGCUCCGGGACCGGAUGCCUCCGCAGCCUCUUCUACCUGCACAACGAGCUGGGCAACAUCUACACCCACGGCAUACCUCUACUUGGGUGUCUUAUUGUGCUGCCAUUGACCAUUCCAUGGACCCGACUCACAGUGUCAUGGCUGGGAAUUGUGCACUACCUGGCGUGUAUCUUUCCACAGUUGGGCAGCGUGCUCUACCACCUCUUCAUGAACCAUGAGGGAGGUCCUACCGUCUACCAUAUCUUGCUUACCCUUGAUAUGUGUGGGAUAUGCAUGGUCAACACCUUGGGUGCUCUGCCAAUCAUCUACUGCACACUGGCCUGCUUCCCAAUUCCUCGCACUCUUUCCCUGUUGUUCUACACCGGCCUGUCAAGCUACGGCAUCUUCUGUGCAGUGACUGCCCGUUCCAGUGUCAAUCGCCUGCGAGCCUUUGUCUGGCAGGCCUUCUUCCGCUUCUUCUUCUUCUACUUGCGCUGGGUGGGAUUGGGGACAGGACAUCCUUCCUCACUGCGUUCAUACCUCAUAAUGGACGGGUUGGCCUUCCUUGGGGGUGUCAUCAAUAUCUCGCGAGUGCCUGAGCGCUGGAAGCCGGGCCGUUUUGACUACUGGUUCAACAGCCAUCAGAUUAUGCACGUGCUGGUGAUAGUCAGUAUCCUCUAUUUACACUGGGGAGUCGUGGCUGAUCUACAGUGGAUUGGCAACCACGCCUGCCAUUUGGAAUGACCACUCUGUGUCUCGGCCUGCACCCCAGCCUUCAGCAGGAGAACCCCACUGAUUGAGAAGUGGGAGGCUUUAGGCUGUUAUUUCAUUGUUCAAAGUCUUCUACAAGGGCUGAAUUGGACAAGGAAGUAUGUGGAAACAACCUACUUAGAAAAGGGUGGGAUUGCCUUCUCUUGGGACCAUGGCUUUCCAUUGGUUGCAUACUCAUGGAUCAACAUUUCUAGGAUCUGGGUACUUGUGGGUCAGCAGUGGAUUUCCAUUGAUCUGAGGUGCUUUGAAAUCAGCCAGUUUCUCCCCUUGUUCUUCCAAAGUACCACCACAAGAGUGGGUGGGUAAGAAUUACAUGGUUAGUAAAUAGCCUGGCUUACUGACCUACAGUCUCAUAACUUGUGGGGAUCCUACAGGCGUUUCCUCUAGGUUGUGCGCCUUUGUCAUCAGAGCUAGAUUUCUCCUGGGCUUUGGUGGUGGUGGUGGCUGAGGGAGAAUACCGUUGCUUUGACAUAAUUUUCACCUGUUUUGAAGGUGAAGUACGCACUGGGAGAGAAGUAAUUGAGUAGAAGAUGCUAGUUUUGAGUACAACUUCUCUGCUUUCUAGAGGCACGGUAUUUAAAUAGACCUUUUUAUCCAGGUAACUUUCAGACACCAUGCAAUACUUUCUGGGUUUUUUUACAAAAGGGCUGGUUAGACACCUGGGUGCCAAGGUCAGCUGCCCUUGAAAGAAGGGGAGGGCCUUUUGGAAAGAAAAUGGUGGGGUGCAGCUAGCCAGCAGACUGGAAAAGAGAUGCUCUCUAUAUGUAUUAAUUUGCUCUGAAAUGACUUGAAGCACUUGAACCAGCACCUCCCUUCCCCCUUCCCUGCCAAAGGGGCAAACAGGGGCCUUGAAAUUUGGUUGGGGUGGAAGCUCAGGAGGGUCCAUGUUUCCACUUCUGGUAGUUUUCACCAAAUUUGGGAUUUUGGCUGUCUUACAGCUUGUCUCCAUUUCCCAUUUUUUUUCUGGUGACUGGUAUUUAGGGAUAAACCCAGGAUACCUAUUCUUGGAUUGGACUUUUUUCUCCUUCUUCACUAAUUAGACUUCUGCCAAAAUGUAUGCUUUUCAGCAUGAAAUUGAGAGAGCUCUUUCAGGUUUAUUUCCUGAUGGCUCUCAUGAACACAUGAGUUGAUGCUGCUUGCCUCCUCCCCUUUCUUGGCCUGGAGACAAUUCUACUCAUUUUUCCAAAUCUCUGUUAAUUUUUUUUCCACUGGCCUUUUGAAUUGGUAGCUCAUGGUGGCUAUCUCUGGAUUUUGCAUUGUUUGGCUAGAACUGGAAUCAUGAGGUUGGUGCCUACUUUAAAAAUAAAUUUUAAAAAUGCUAACAUCUUAACUCAGAUUCAUGGUCACUAGCUAAAUUUUUCUGGAUGGCUGAUCUGGAUUGUAUUCUGGCAAGGCACUUGGCCAUUCCUUUACACUCCUCUUUUGUCCCCCAGGUUAGGAACUGGGAGGUCAGGCAUUCCCUUCUGGUGCCUGAAAUUUGGCUCAGAGCCCUUUAGGUGCUUGCUUGAUGCCAGUGAAAUUUUCAUGGCAGAAAUUCUUAAAUUACAAUCUUUUGGGGAGGGUAGCCUCAAAAGAAUCCACCCAAACCAGCCCACCAACCCAAUUCAUAUUUGGUAGUCCUUAUAAAGAUAUUGUCAUUUUAAGUUCAGCAAAUGUAUUUACCUAGGUUACAAGAAUGUGGCUUUUAAAAAGCUCUUGUAGACAAUGAUGUUCCUCCCUUCUCACAGUGGAGAUUUCUCUUUUUUUCUUAUGCAGCACCUAUCUUAAUCCAUACUGUAUCAGUGGCUGAGCAAAUGAGCAUGUGUGAAAAUAGUUAAGGACUUAAUUCUGGUGAACCAUACUGAUAACUAGUUCUCAGUGUGUAGCAAAGCCAAGCCUAUCUGGAUUUCCUUGAGUCAGAGCCAAACUAGAUAUGGCAUGUAGUUGUAUCUUUCUGCGAAUAUGAGUGGGUGGGUGAAGUGAAAGUUACCCUCUUGCAAUUUCACUCUGCAAAGUGAGUGGGUGGGAGGCAGUGCUGUUAGCAAACCGGCCAGAUUGGAAUGAGCAUCCCCACUCCUUUCCUUUAAAUUCUCAGGUGCCUGGGGCUGCAUAUGUUCUUAGGAAAAGACCUGCAAAUGCAUGCCAUAUUAAUUGGGAUCUGUCAUCUCUAGAGAGGGUGAUUCAGCUGGUGGAUAAGAACUUGGACCAGUCAGGUACAAUUUUAACAGUGAGCAGCUGAAGCGCAUAUGGGAAAGAGAUUUCAUUGGGUCUUGGGAUGGUAACUAUUGUAAAGGUUUCUGCCUUGGUGGAGAAUAUCCAAGUUGAGGCCUUCUGUUUACUUGCCACAAGUUGUCUUCUGCUGAGGCAGAAGGAAGAUGCAUCAACAGGUCUGCAUUAGGAGGAGGGAAAGACUGAUUCAGGCCUCCCACAUUGGGGUGUGAAACGUCUUUUCUGCACUGCUACUUUGGGCUGCAGUGGUUUCACCUGCUUCCACAGCCCAGUCUUGUCUCUUGUUAUCUCAGGGUAGACGGACAUGGUUAAUGUUCGCAGCUUCUUUGGGCUGAAGCGACAUAUCUCUUUAAAAUAAAAGAGCAAGGCACCCAGCUAAAAAUGCACUUCAUGGAGGAGGGAGGAAAGAAAAUGUAGGUGCUUAUGGUUCCAGAACCUCUUGGACAGAUGGCAUGUCUGGGCUUCUAAUAAAGAGAUGUAUAAGGAAUAUUUGUGUUUCGCCUGGCAUUUCAUAGGAAGUGGUAUCUCUUUUUGGAAUUCUUCAGAAACGUCUUCUAAAUGGUGUUACAAUCUCUUCUGUGUUGUUGUUUCUUCAUACUGUGUACAAGAUAACUCCCCAGGUUUCAGUCUGAUGCCUUCUGCUGUUUAACAUGCCAGAUCCUAAUAGUUUUGUCCAUGGCACUACAUUUGGGUCAGUUUUUAGAGGUGGGAACCUGCAGCUGCCCAGAUAUUGGAUUACCACUCCCAUGAUCUCUUGACCACUGGCCAUUCUCUCCGAACAAGUUGUGAGUCCGACAGACUCCUGACUCCUAAGAGGUGAAAAUGAUCGCCUGUGGCUCAGGUCAAGUGUAUUUUAUUGUGCUUAAAGCACUCAACUCUUGUUUUAAAAAUAUUCAGAAGAAUCAGGAGAUUACAGUUCACAACUUAGUGAUUAAUCUUAUUAAAAGCAGUGGAAUUAAUUGUACU
Messenger RNA from Sceloporus undulatus (fence lizard), 4121 nucleotides. RefSeq names its product progestin and adipoQ receptor family member 4 (gene PAQR4). NCBI's taxonomy places the organism in Eukaryota, Metazoa, Chordata, Lepidosauria, Squamata, Phrynosomatidae. The record is from RefSeq and is a predicted model, not a curated record. Bases 102 to 920 code for a protein of 272 amino acids. Gene Ontology annotation, molecular function: signaling receptor activity. Gene Ontology annotation, cellular component: membrane. The transcript has 3 exons.